AUGGCACGCGAGCUCUCCUCCAAUUGGAAGCAGCUGCAGGCUCAGAUCCAGGCCGAGUCCUCCUCCCAACCAGACGGCAAAACGCCAAGCACCCUCAAGCGGAAAGCCUCCGGCAAAGCCCUCGCCUCGGCCGCCAAGAAGCAGAAGAAGCCCGUCGUCUCCAAGACAGCAGCCGCCAGCACCAGCACCACCGUCACACCGCGCCCGCCGCCCUCGGCCGCGGCCAGGGCCCGCCGCGUGCCCGCCGACCUCGCCGCACGCAUGGGCGCCGCGCAGUCGUCCAAGGUGGCCGACCCGGCGCGCACGGGGCCCUCGCCGUCCCUCGCCGCCUGGGCCGCCGAGAACGACGUGUCGGCCGAAUCGCUGGCCGAGGCCUACGGGCUCGGCCUCCCCGGCAAUGCCAUGCUCGCCGAGCCGGAGAAGGAGAACGCCGGGCGCACGCCGGGUCUCGACGUCGGCAAGUACGUCGCCAUAGACUGCGAGAUGGUCGGCGUCGGCGAGGGCGGGUACGAGUCGGUGCUGGCCCGCGUGAGCCUCGUCGACUUCCACGGCCGACAGGUCUACGACAGCUUUGUGCGGCCGCGUGAGAAGGUGACAGACUGGCGCACGGCCGUCAGCGGCAUCGCGCCGCGCAAGAUGCGCCUCGCGCGCGAGUUUGAGGACGUCCAGGCCGAGGUUGCCGAGCUGCUCCAGGACAGGAUCCUCAUCGGCCACGACGUCAAGCACGACCUCGACGCCCUCCAGCUGACCCACUCGAUCAAGGACAUUCGCGACACGUCCAAGUUUCCCGGCUUCCGGCAAUACGGCAACGGCAAGAAGCCGGCGCUGCGGAAGCUGGCGGGGGAGAUUCUCAAGGUCGAGAUCCAGCAGGGGGCGCACUCUAGCGUCGAGGAUGCCAAGGUGACCAUGGCGCUUUUCAGGAGGCAUAAGCCGGCGUUUGAUGUCGACAAUACGAAUCGCUUCCCGGCUUUUGCGCCGGGGGCCAGGAGUGCGGCAAAGAAGCCUAAGAAGAAGAAGAAAUAG
Messenger RNA from Verticillium nonalfalfae, 1023 nucleotides. It is a transcript of the gene REXO4, whose product is annotated as REX4, RNA exonuclease 4. Gene Ontology annotation, biological process: ribosomal large subunit assembly; rRNA processing. The record is from RefSeq and is a predicted model, not a curated record. The coding region runs from base 1 to 1023 and encodes 340 amino acids. Gene Ontology annotation, molecular function: 3'-5' exonuclease activity; nucleic acid binding. The transcript has a single exon. Gene Ontology annotation, cellular component: nucleus. NCBI's taxonomy places the organism in Eukaryota, Fungi, Ascomycota, Sordariomycetes, Glomerellales, Plectosphaerellaceae.